AUGACUGAAAAUAUUAUUAAAAAAACGCCCUCCCUCAAACGAGCCCUUCAACUUUUUCCAGUAGAAAUCUGGAACGAAAUAAUUUCUAAUACGGAUAUUUACACUCUUUUCGCUCUUCGUCAAACUUGCUCUACACUUCAUCGCAUCACGAAGACACCUCUUCUUGAACAACUAAUUCAAACAGGUCCACUCUACGAUGUUUAUCUCGCCGCUGAUCUUGUAUCGGUAUUGCCAGAAGUUAUUUAUCGAAUGCCAAAAUAUAUUGAUACGGUGAUUAAGCAGCAACUCGGUGAAGAACCAUUGAAGUGGACGGAUAAUGUUUAUGAAUGGGAAAAUUAUGAUGAGAAAGUGGAAAAUUAUUUGAUGAUUGAAGAUUUUCGUCGUGAAGUUGGUAGGAAAGGUAAAGCGAAAAGUCGGAUUCAUCUUGAUUGGACAAAGAGGUUUAAUGAAGAGAAACGGAUAUUGAGAAGAGAACUUGCGAAGUGCUAUUGCGUUGCUGGAAAAUUUUUCCCGUUUAGUCGCGAUGAAAAUCGUGAAUGGAAAAAGCGACGUUCUGAACAAGGAAAAUCAAAUGAUCUCUGGAACGAAAAUGAAAAAAGUAAUGUCAGUAAAUCUUCGUCGAAAUUAAGAUCAUCAAAAAAACAAUCUAAUUCACUACUGAAGAAUACGACAAAUCGGAAACAACCACAAAUGCAAUCCGUAAAAAAGCAAAUUUCUGACGAUAGCUGGAAUUUUUCCCAUGAAAUUCGAAACACUCCGAAACCUCGUCCAAACCUCGGUAAAGGCCUAGAAGAAUUUCAUAAACAGAUAUUGACAUCUUUUAUCAGCCCUGAUUAUUUCUUUUCACCCGAGGAUUUAAACACAGCUCGAAGAAAUAAAUCGUUUUGUGAGGAUGAAUAUUCCGAUGACAAUAGACCGCCUGUUUUGUCGACCAGUAUGAUGGUGUUGGCAUUAAGACGAUUUUCAAAGAGUCAAGGAAAACGCGUUUUGAAGUUUCCACCAGAAUUGACCGCGUAUCAACGUAAAGUUCUACAUCAUCAAGCUGUAAACCAUGGUUUAAAGAGUUUAAGUUUUGGUGAAGGGGGUGGAAGAUUUUUGGUUGUUUUGAAAGGGGAUGUUGAGAUCUUUAAUUAA
Messenger RNA from Ambispora gerdemannii, 1134 nucleotides. The record is from the annotation of a GenBank genome assembly. Lineage: Eukaryota; Fungi; Glomeromycota; Glomeromycetes; Archaeosporales; Ambisporaceae.